Messenger RNA from Trichoderma asperellum CBS 433.97, 2546 nucleotides. Lineage: Eukaryota; Fungi; Ascomycota; Sordariomycetes; Hypocreales; Hypocreaceae. The record is from RefSeq and is a predicted model, not a curated record.
UGAGCACUAAGCAUACACCAGCUCAACCUUGUCUUUCGUCUUAGGUGAUAUUGCACAGCGAGACAAAAGUACAAGUUAUUUCAUAAAACCUAGGAGCAUCUUACGUCCUGCCUUUUCCCUUUUAUCAUCAUUAUUUACUGCUUCUCAAUCGUUGCUUCUCACAAUGGCCGUCAUCACCGCUCCUCGGCCGCAUCCGCUGGCUCCACUCUCGGCAGCCGAGCAUACCCAGGCCCGCGAUGCUGUUGCGAAGCUUCACGGCCCCUCUGAGACCAUCUUUUUCAGAGCAAUCCACCUGCAGGAGCCCAAAAAGGCUGAGCUGCAGCCGUUCCUCGAGGCCGAGCACACCGGCGCUCUGACAGAAGACACCCCGCGACCUGCCAGAGAAGCCAUUGUCGAGCACGAUGUGAUCCGCGCUGAUCGUGCCGAGUACAUCAACGCCGUGGUGAACUUGGACAACGGAAAGGUGUCGACAGUGUCUGCCCCUGUGCCUCAUCAGCCAUAUUUUACUCCCGAAUCUUACACGAUGCUUAGUGGCGAGUUUGAUCUUUUCAACGAUCAUUGCAUCAACUCGGAUCUGUUCAAGGACGCAAUGUCUGAGUUUACGCUUCCAGAAGGAUUUGAAGUCUGCGUUGAGCCAUGGCCCUAUGGCCCUCCCAACGCCGAUGAGGAAAACAUCCCGCGACUGAUGCAGGGAUUGGUCUAUGCCAAGGACGCUCGCAACGGGAACCCGGAUUCCAACCACUACGGCUAUCCCAUUCCCAUUGUCCCCAUCAUGGACUGGCACACCAAGAAGAUCACCAAGGUUGAGAGAAUUGCAACUGGCGGCAUUGGCGAUGAGCUAGAGGCCAAGGUCCGAAGUGAUAAGCCCGUCAAGCUGUUUGAGAACCACAAGGGCUGCGAGUAUGUUCCCGAACUGCUUGACGUUCCCCUGAGGACGGACCUGAAGCCCAUCAACAUCACCCAGCCAGAGGGAGCCUCCUUCACCGUUCAAGACGAUGGUCUGAUUGAGUGGCAAAAGUGGAGGUUCCGUCUUGGAUUCACCCCCCGCGAGGGAGCCGUCCUGCACGAUGUUCACUACGACAACCGCUCAGUCAUGUACCGCGUCAGCUUCAGCGAGAUGACAGUUCCUUACGCAGACCCUCGACCUCCUUUCCACAGGAAGCAGGCCUUUGAUUUUGGCGAUGGUGGCAUGGGCCGCGCAGCCAACAACCUGGAGCUGGGAUGUGACUGUCUUGGCGCAAUUCAUUAUGUCGACGCUCUUAUGACUGAGCCUGAUGGCUCACCAUCUCCCGGCAAGGCUGUGGUGUGCCUCCACGAGCAGGACAACGGCAUUCUGUGGAAGCACACCAACUUCCGCACCAGCCGAGCUGUUGUGACUCGCAACCGUGAAUUCGUGGUCCAGUUCAUUACCACUCUGGCCAACUACGAGUAUAUUCUGAUGUUCAAGCUGGAUCUUGCCGGUACAAUUACACUCGAGACCCGUGCCACUGGCAUUGUCAGCGUCACAGGCAUCGACGAGGGAAAGACCAGCGCCUAUGGCAACAUCAUGACUCCCGGAGUCAUGGCCCAGAACCACCAGCACGUCUUCGCCGUGCGAAUCGAUCCCGCCAUCGACUCUUACAACCCCGCCGAUUCGCAAGUCAUCAUUGAGGAGUCACACAGCCAAAAGAUUGAUCCCAAGACGAACCCAUACGGCAACUUCUACAAGGUACAGCGCCAAAAGGUCGAGGAAGCUACCUGGGUCGACGCCGAGCCGCGCAUCAACAGACUGCUCAAGUUUGAAAACGCCAACAAGAAGAACCCCAUCUCUGGCAAGAAUCUCGGCUACAAGCUCGUCGCGCCGACGACUGCCAUGCUGCUCGCCGAGCCGGAGGCCCUGGCGGCGCGACGUGCGCUGUUUGCCCAUCACAAUGCCUGGGUGACGGGAUACCGAGAUGGUGAGCUUUGGGCUGCUGGCGAGUUUACAAACCAGAGCACGCACGAGGUUGGUGGCGUGGCUGAUAUGGUUAAGCGAGGAGAUUGGUUCACAGAUCGAGAGUCGAACGGAGCCAACGGCACAAACGGACACGCUGAGGACGAGGGCAAGAGAAGCAGCCCUGUUGUAUGGAGUGUGUUUGGCCUCACACACAACGUCCGAGUAGAGGACUGGCCCGUCAUGCCAGUUGAGAUCUUCCAGCUUCACAUCCGCCCUACCGACUUCUUCACAGCCAACCCCGCGCUGGACGUUCCCGGAACCAGGAACAACGCCAGCGUUCUCCUCGGAGGAUCCUGCUGCACGUCGUCUGGCGACAAGAACAACGCGGCGAUGGCGCAGAACAAUCCGGUGACGCAUCUGCAGGGCAGCGGUGCUGCAGUUCCUGCCAAGGAUGCUGGCGCAAACGUUGACGAGAAGUUGGGCAAGAGGCUGAGCAAGACGUUUAACGGCAUCUUUGGAUCGAAGAAGGAGGUCAAGGAGGUUAACUGAGGGAUUGGAAGAAAAAAUAGCUUCAUUUGAUUUGUAGAUUUUGUGCAUACUUUUUUUCUUUUCCUUGUAUUUUAUGUAUAGC